UAAAUCUAAAUACUUUCUUCCUCGUCGUGGACGAUAUGGCGGUGUGCGUGUUGGUGCAGCUAUGCGUGUUGGUGACGGCGGUAACAGCACGGCACGUCACCUACAACAACAGACCAGUGAUAGGUGUCCUCGCCCAAGCCACAGACAGCAAGACACAUGGCGACACCUACAUCCCGGCUAACUAUGUCAAGUACUUGGAGCAGGCUGGGGCAAGGGUAGUGCCAGUCAGAGUGAGGGAGCAAGUCACUUACUACGUCAAGUUGUUCUCACAGAUCAAUGGAGUGCUGUUCCCCGGUGGUAGUGUCGGCAUCGUGAGCAGCGACUACGCCAAAGCGGCCAGAAUCCUCUACGACAUGGCGGUGAAGGUACGAGCAAUAUGUAGCUUGCGUUGUAUGUUGCCAUAUCAUACACGAUGUCCUUGGACGCUGCAGGCUAACGACGCCGGGGAUCACUUCCCCCUGUGGGGCACCUGUCAGGGCUUCCAACUGCUGACCAACCUGACAGCCAGACAUAACCUCCUCCAGCCUACCGACGCUGAGAACAUAAGCCUCCCUCUCGACCUUACCCCAGAUGCCAAGUCUAGCAGACUGCUGGGUCGACUGUCACAGAAGACUCUUCACAUACUGACCACAGAGAACGUCACCCCAAACUUCCACCACUACGGUCUUUUGCUGGAGACCUUCAACCAGACCAAGUCGCUCACUUCUUUCUAUAGACCCAUCUCCACAAACAGAGGGCGGAAGGGGAAGGUGUUUGUGUCCACUAUUGAAGCCUUCAAGUACCCGUUCUAUGGCACUCAGUGGCAUCCCGAGGUCAUCAAUUUUGACUGGAACCCCAAGCAGGCGCUGGACCAUACCAGCAAUGGCGUCCUUAUCUCACACUACUUUUCAUCCUUCUUCAUCAACGAAGCUCGUCUAAGUGGCCACAAGUUCCCCAACGUUCAGGCCGCUGCAGACGCCGUCAUCGAGAACUUCCAUGUGAACUAUCAAAAUGACGGCACAUUCAUGGAGACAUACUAUUUGAACUACACCAAAUCUUACCCAUAACACAUAUGAUGAUAUGUACGACAGUGUUUUACUGCUUCAAAUCAGCUUCUCACACUUCCCACCAUAGGAAGAUGGCAGUGUUAGUCCGCCAUCACUUAAUUUAAGUUCUGGAUUCACGUCACCCUGAGAUUAUUAAUAUGAUCAUUUUCAUGCAAAGCCAUUUGCCAUAAAAGGAUAAAUCUAAUCACGUGUUUGAUGGGCACUGUUGUAAUGUAAUAGAGUUUGAAUGUGAGUAAAUAAAUGAAUGAUAGUGUCACUGCCUACACUCUACACUUUA
Messenger RNA from Haliotis rubra (blacklip abalone), 1323 nucleotides. RefSeq names its product gamma-glutamyl hydrolase A-like. The transcript has 10 exons. Gene Ontology annotation, molecular function: gamma-glutamyl-peptidase activity. NCBI's taxonomy places the organism in Eukaryota, Metazoa, Mollusca, Gastropoda, Lepetellida, Haliotidae. The record is from RefSeq and is a predicted model, not a curated record. Gene Ontology annotation, biological process: tetrahydrofolylpolyglutamate metabolic process. Bases 36 to 1046 code for a protein of 336 amino acids. Gene Ontology annotation, cellular component: vacuole.